UUCCGGUACGAAUACGACCCCCGGGAGCUCCAGUCCGCCAUUUUGUUUGUCUGCAGCGCAGCUAGCUUUGGGAACUGGCAACGCACGUCCUUCCUAACGUGUUGAGUUCUGGGGUCUUUCGUGUUUUGCUGGUCUGUCAGCGAGUUCGAGUCAGAUGCGUGGCCACCAGGUCUCAGCUUCUCAGGAAGAGGCCCUGCUUCAGGGCCCCAAGGUCGUAGUUACUGGGGCAACCGGUCUUUUGGGUCGAGCCGUCUGUCGAGAGUUUGAAAGCGGCGGCUGGAUAGUGAUUGGGACCGGAUACCGGAGAGCCAGGCCACGCUUUCUGAGGUGUGAUCUAACUGAUGAGGGUGCUGUCAAGAGGUUGCUUCAUGAGCACAAGCCUGAAGUGGUCAUUCACUGUGCAGCAGAGAGACGUCCAGAUGUCAUGGAGGGACACAAUGAGGCAGCCGUCAAUCUGAAUGUGCAUGCCACGAGCACGCUUGCCAAAGAGUCAGAAAACCAGAUAUCCUACCACUCCAAUCAGAAGAAAUCCAGUGAUCAUCAGGCCGAAUAUCCACAAAUCUUCCACGUCCUCGAUGGACAGCUGAGAGAGGCACACGAUUCGCCAGACCUCCCAAGAAUCGAGUGCAUAUCCCGAUGCGAAUGUCCCCUCGGGACAGCUGUAUGCGGCUCCUUCUUUACCUACAUCAGUACAGACUAUGUGUUUGAUGGUCGGAAUCCUCCAUACGGUGAAGAUGACUCUCCAAAUCCUCUCAAUGAGUAUGGACGAAGCAAAUUGGAUGGUGAGAGAGAGGUGCUAAGACAUUGUCCAGGUGCAGUGAUUCUGCGAAUUCCAGUUCUGUUUGGGGAGGUGGAGACGGUGACUGAGAGUGCUGUGACGUCACUGUGGCUGAAGGUUCAGGAGGCAACAGAAGAGAGCUGCAUACUAGAUCAUUGCCUGCAGAGAUUCCCCACCAGUACGCAAGAUGUUGCAACAGUUUGCAGGAAGCUUGCAGAGAGAGCACGCCAGGACCCUUUCAUUAGAGGAAUCUUCCAUUUUUCAGGUAAAGAGCAGAUGACCAAAUAUGAGAUGGCAGUUGCCAUGGCCCAGGCCUUCAACCUGCCUUCCAACCAUCUCAUACCACGGACGGAACUUUCUGCAGAUAUGACUUCUCGUCCAAUGAACAGUCAGUUGAGCUGUUCUCGUCUGGAGCUGCUGAAUUUGAGUGUUGAGCCACAAGCUUUUACUGCUGCCAUCACUGAUUGUCUGUGGCCAUUCACGGCAGACAAACGCUGGAGACAGACAGUCUUCCACUGAGACACAUCACCUGAAUUUACUUUUGAUCUUCUCUGUAACUUCACACAACUAAAAUAAAUUUAUUGAAUGUUG
Molecule: messenger RNA, 1369 nt
Organism: Nothobranchius furzeri (turquoise killifish)
Lineage: Eukaryota; Metazoa; Chordata; Actinopteri; Cyprinodontiformes; Nothobranchiidae
Gene: mat2b
Product: methionine adenosyltransferase 2 non-catalytic beta subunit methionine
Biological process (GO): S-adenosylmethionine biosynthetic process
Cellular component (GO): methionine adenosyltransferase complex
Molecular function (GO): methionine adenosyltransferase regulator activity
Source: RefSeq, a predicted model, not a curated record